This is a messenger RNA of Piliocolobus tephrosceles (Ugandan red Colobus), 1431 nucleotides long. RefSeq names its product elongation factor 1-gamma-like. The record is from RefSeq and is a predicted model, not a curated record. Gene Ontology annotation, molecular function: translation elongation factor activity. Gene Ontology annotation, cellular component: nucleus; cytoplasm. NCBI's taxonomy places the organism in Eukaryota, Metazoa, Chordata, Mammalia, Primates, Cercopithecidae. Gene Ontology annotation, biological process: translational elongation.
UAUUUAAGCCCUUUAUUUGCGGAAUCACCAUGGCGGCUGGGACCCUGUAUACGUAUCCUGAAAACUGGAGGGCCUUCAAGGCUCUCAUCGCUGCUCAGUACAGCGGGGCUCAGGUCCGCGUGCUCUCCGCACCCCCCCACUUCCAUUUUGGCCAAACCAACUGCACCCCUGAAUUUCUCCGCAAAUUUCCUGCCGGCAAGGUUCCGGCAUGGGGUGACGAUGGAUUCUGUGUGUUUGAGAGCAACGCCAUUGCCUACUAUGUGAGCAACGAGGAGCUGCGGGGAAGUACUCCAGAGGCAGCAGCCCAGGUGGUGCAGUGGGUGAGCUUUGCUGAUUCCGAUACAGUGCCCCCAGCCACUACCUGGAUAUUCCCCACCUUGGGCAUCAUGCACCACAACAAACAGGCCACUGAGAAUGCAAAGGAGGAAGUGAGGCGAAUUCUGGGGCUGCUGGAUGCUCACUUGAAGACGAGGACUUUUCUGGUGGGCGAACAAGUGACAUUGGCUGACAUCACAGUUGUCUGCACCCUGUUACGGCUCUAUAAGCAGGUCCUAGAGCCUUCUUUCCGCCAGGCCUUUCCCAAUACCAACCGCUGGUUCCUCACCUGCAUUAAUCAGCCCCAGUUCCGGGCUGUCUUGGGGGAAGUGAAGCUGUGUGAGAAGAUGGCCCAGUUUGAUGCUAAAAAGUUUGCAGAGACCCAGCCUAAAAAAGAUACACCACGGAAAGAGAAGGGUUCACGGGAAGAGAAGCAGAAGCCCCAGGCUGAGCGGAAGGAGGAGAAAAAGGCAGCUGCCCCUGCUCCUGAGGAGGAGAUGGAUGAAUGUGAGCAGGCGCUGGCUGCUGAGCCCAAGGCCAAGGACCCCUUCGCUCACUUGCCCAAGAGUACCUUUGUGUUGGAUGAAUUUAAGCGCAAGUACUCCAAUGAGGACACACUCUCUGUGGCACUGCCAUAUUUCUGGGAACACUUUGAUAAGGACGGCUGGUCCCUGUGGUACUCAGAGUAUCGCUUCCCUGAAGAACUCACUCAGACCUUCAUGAGCUGCAAUCUCAUCACUGGAAUGUUCCAGCGACUGGACAAGCUGAGGAAGAAUGCCUUCGCCAGUGUCAUCCUCUUUGGAACCAACAAUAGCAGCUCCAUUUCUGGAGUCUGGGUCUUCCAAGGCCAGGAGCUUGCCUUUCCGCUGAGUCCAGAUUGGCAGGUGGACUACGAGUCAUACACAUGGCGGAAACUGGAUCCUGGCAGCGAGGAGACCCAGACGCUGGUUCCAGAGUACUUUUCCUGGGAGGGGGCCUUCCAGCAUGUGGGCAAAACCUUCAAUCAGGGCAAGAUCUUCAAGUGAACAUCUCUUGCCAUUGCCUAGCUGCCUGCACCUGCCCUUCAGGGAGAUGGGGGUCAUUAAAGGAAACUGAACAUUGAAAAAAAAAAAAAAA